GUUUCAAGUUGGGUGAUUGGUUGUGAGUUUGUCUGUGUGGAGUUUUAAAAGCUAAUUUUUGCAGUGUUUAUGAUAAAAAGUUGAAUAUAACAUUCUGUGCAAAAGUGUUAGGAGUGAGAAUAUUUAUACACCCUGUGUUGGUUCCUAACAUAGGGUGACAAUGCUGCGCUUCCUGAGUCGGAGGGGGCGUUCUUCAAGCCAAAACCGUAACAAACAGAACCAGAAAGCAUCCAUCAAUAAAAACCUCAUACAAUGCAAGGUAAUGCUUCUUGAUGAUACUGACUUGUCUAUAAAUUUAUCAAAAAAAGCUAGUGCUGCUGACCUCUAUGAGCAGGUCUUUUAUUCAUUAGACUUGAUUGAGAAAGACUAUUUUGGUCUACAAUUCACUGACACUAACAAUGUAAAGCAUUGGCUGGAUCCCACCAAAACUAUCAAGAAGCAAGUAAAAAUUGGCCCACCAUACACUCUGAGGUUAAAAGUUAAAUUUUAUUCUUCUGAACCAAAUAACUUGAGGGAAGAACUUACUCGGUAUCAGUUCUUUUUGCAAUUAAAAAAAGAUAUUCUUGAAAGUAAAUUAGAAUGUCCCCAUUCUACUGCUGUCGAAUUGGCAGCUUUGGCACUGCAGUCCGAACUCGGAGACUUUGAUGAAGCUAUACACACACCAGCCACUGUGUCUGAAUUCCGAUUUGUACCCAACCAAACCGAGGAGAUGGAAAUUGAAAUCUUGGAGGAAUAUAAGAAAUGCAAAACUCUUACCCCAGCACAAGCAGAAGUCAAUUAUUUAAAUAAAGCUAAGUGGCUUGAAAUGUACGGUGUUGACAUGCAUAUUGUGCUAGGAAAAGAUGGUUGUGAAUAUCAUUUGGGUUUAACACCUACAGGCAUUUUAGUGUUUGAAGGACCACAAAAAAUUGGCCUGUUCUUUUGGCCUAAAAUUAGUAAAUUGGAUUUCAAAAAGAAAAAGCUUACUUUAGUUGUGGUUGAAGAUGACGACCAAGGGCGAGAACAAGAGCAUACUUUUGUUUUUCGUCUACACAAUGAGAAAGCCUGUAAACAUUUGUGGAAAUGUGCUGUAGAACAUCACACAUUCUUCCGCUUACGAGCACCAGUCAAAGGACCUUCUGCCAGACAAAACUUCUUCAGGAUGGGAUCCAGAUUUCAAUAUUCCGGGAAAACCGAAUAUCAGACCACGCAACAAAAUCGCGCCCGACGUACAGUUCAGUUUGAAAGACGGCCUAGUCAAAGAUUUGCUAGGCGUCAAAGCCACGUACUCAGAGAACGAGAAAAGCAAAGCAGCUCCAUUAAAGCAGACAUCAAUGCUACUACAGAGACUCCGAUCGAGACUCCCACCGCGUCAAUGGAUGCCACUGCGGUGCUCGUGCCUGAAACUACCGGCGGGACACUAUCUCGAAAGAGUAGUGCAAAGUCUCAGAGGUCAUCACUGCAGGAGACUGAAGGCAAAGGACCUGAGUUGGGUGAGCCCUCUACAAAGAACUUAGUAAUGGAUGAGCCAUCUGAUGAAGUUAUGAUAUCUAAAGAAGAUGCUAUUAGCAGCAAAAUACUAUUCAAAAUUGAAAAGCCUGUCCUGGAAGAAAAGAAAAAUAAUUUGACACAAUUAGUACUUAACAAGCCUUCAUGUAAUUGUUCUCCUGUGACAGACUCAAAUCCGCUAAAUGAUCUACUUAUGAGUUUGGUCAAGGAGAAACUGAAUAAUGAUGACUCUAAAAACGAAGUUAAACGAGAUCAAUUGGAUGCUGCUGGUGACAAAGAAGUCCCGAAUAAUCAAGCAAAGUGUUAUUUAUCGUCGAACAAAGCUCUUCCUCCAGGCCAAUUGAAAUGUAACAAUAUUUUGAAAGCACGGGAGAAUGAAGUUAAAAUAAUUAACGAGUCUACAAACAUAAAUGUCUCUAUUCCUUCAACGCCUUCACCGAAAAUUCUGAAUGAACCUUUGCCUCCUAACACAAACCCAAAUAAUUCUCAGUAUGUGUCUAUAGUGGUUGUUGAGCCUCCUCAUAAUCAAGCUAAAUUAGCUUCUCCAAAACCAGUUGAGAGAAAAGAGGAGGUUAUUCCUAAAUCCCAACCAAUAUCGUCAUUGUCGCCGUGGCUCGUAACGUCAGAGCCUAGUUCUCCUUCUGGUAUUGGCGAAAAAGAGAUUACAAUCAUCCACCGUAAAUCUGUUAUUACAACUCAACUAUGAGCGUUGCUUGAUCGAAGUGCUUAUUCUUAAAUUGCAAGGCUGCCAUACGCAGCUACAUACAAAUUUUCGUGAGUUGUUAUGGAGUGCAAUUUUUUAAACGCUUAUAGUUCGAACAUGGCCCUCGAUAACUACUGACGACACCGAAUCUGUAAUUUCAGUUCAGAAUAACAGUCUGAACUUCAUUAGAAUUACCUAUUUCAUCAUAGUUUAAUGAUUUUUCAUUUUAGCUUUUAAGUUUACAUAUAAUAUUCAUAUUAAUAAUUUCAACCAUUUAAUAAUUAUUGUCUACGAUUUUAUUCAAAAUUUUAACAUAACAAUUAAUUUGUAGCCAUCUCAUGCACUAGACGGUCACGAUUGGUGAUAGUUCGCGAGCUCUCACAGCGAACUUUCUGUACGCCGGUGAUUGGUCACUACUUAUAACCAACAGUACGGUUUGCUGUUGGGGUCGAGUUUGUAAGGUUCUUUACAUUGCCACAACCAAUUUACUAAGUUGUGGUCGUCUUGUACUCGAAGUGCCUUAAUUAAUCUAUAUUAUUAUAAAUCACAAUACACUAAGAACUUUUAAAUAAUUUAUACCGAUUUUAAUAGAUGUUAAGUAAGUGCCUUAUGUAUCUUUACAUUCCUAAUAAUUUUAUCUAAAUGUUAUAUAUUCACUUAUUCAUUUGUACAAUUUUAUUUAUCUCAAAUUCUCAAAAUUCCAUUUCACUUUAAGUUUCGUAAGAAACCCUAAGUGAGAUGUUUCUUUUGUUUUUACAUAAUUUCACGAAAUAAUAUGUAUUGUAUAGUUUUUUAUUUUUUCUGACUUAUUAUAGUAUCAUAGAAAAGUAAUCGGUUGAUCAACUGCUACUUUAUGAUAAUAUGUACAAUAUACAAUCAACAUGAAAAGUACACUUACAACUUACGGAUUUGAUUAAAUAAUUCGAAUUUUAAACUUGCAGAAUCAGCUGUAUUGGUUUGUGAAUAAUGUUAAAACUUUUCAUUGACUCAUUGGGUACCUCCUAUUGUAAACAAAUCUUACACUGGGGCCCAACAAUCCAUGUCCAGGCCAUUCAACGCCGCAAUGUUUUGAUAGAUUGACUACAUUUAUAAAAGCAGCCGUAGUAGUUCCAUCCACUGCGCUCGGUAGCGCAGCGGAGGCACCCCCACUUGUUAUUUAACAAAGUUGAUAAGUACUUAAGAAUUAUGUAUUUUUACAUGCAUUCCAAUAGUUUACGACGUACUUAAAAUAUUUACUUAAUUGUGAUAAACCGUCCAAUUCCCUAUUUAAUAGUGUUAUUUCAUUGUUUGCAUUUAGUGCAUGCAAUUUUUUUUCUAGUGUUAAGAAAAAUGUACGCAAAACAUACAUUGCAUCGCAAACAAACAUUGUUAUUUUGAUAUACAUCCCAAUACAUGAUAGUUCAUACAUCAAGUCAUUUUAGUCAAUGUUUAAGUAAACGUACAAAACGAGGUCAGCUUCAGAAAUAUUUAAUGCCUAUUUGCGAGCUGCCGCCUUAAAAACAAGUUUCCUAUUUAUUUGUCAGUAUUAUGAAUCGAUAACUCAGCGAUAGAAAUGUGGGUGCCAUAGAUUAGAAAAUAUCAAUCAGAAUAACUAUCGUGAUAUAUUUUUGUUAGGUAUUUUUAUUCCACCAAGAAAAA
Plodia interpunctella (Indianmeal moth) is the source of this 3829-nucleotide messenger RNA. RefSeq names its product yurt (gene yrt). Gene Ontology annotation, molecular function: cytoskeletal protein binding. Lineage: Eukaryota; Metazoa; Arthropoda; Insecta; Lepidoptera; Pyralidae. The transcript is spliced from 2 exons. The coding region runs from base 161 to 2194 and encodes 677 amino acids. Gene Ontology annotation, cellular component: cytoskeleton. The record is from RefSeq and is a predicted model, not a curated record.